Ipomoea nil (Japanese morning glory) is the source of this 668-nucleotide messenger RNA. RefSeq lists its product as uncharacterized. The transcript is spliced from 3 exons. The record is from RefSeq and is a predicted model, not a curated record. The coding region runs from base 1 to 375 and encodes 124 amino acids. NCBI's taxonomy places the organism in Eukaryota, Viridiplantae, Streptophyta, Magnoliopsida, Solanales, Convolvulaceae.
AUGUGGCUGUUGGAUCUUAAUGUUGGACGUGUGUCUGGUUCUCCGCCUUCGCUCUCUCUUCACGUUCGCAGAGUGUGUUCGACAGGCUCUUCUAAUCGCAUCGGCUGGUCUAUUCUCGUCGUUCGGUCGUCUCUUCCACGUAGCAAUGGCCGUCGGUGGGGGCCACGGAAAAGCGAAGCGGCGGAGACCACCGAUGUCGGCCAAGGUAAGAAGUCCAAGGUGUCGCGAUGUGUUCUAGGUGGGGCACCAAGUUGUGUGAGUGAUGACGACUUCGUUUCGCCACAGUUGGCAUUCUUUGCAAGGUUGGAACAAGACCCGUUGUGGAAUGUCCUUGAUGAUGAUUCGAUGUCCGAAGAGGAGUGUGCUCGCAGUUAACUAAACAUGUGCAGAGCAAUUUUAAAAUUAAUUUCUUCUAAUAUUUUUGAGAGGGUGUGUGCUAGCUUUUGUCUGUAAAUGUGUAUGACAGUUUGACGCCCGAUUUUGUGUAAUUUUUUAGCAACUAUGUUUGUUUUUUGGUUCCUUCACUGUUUGUUCAACAUGUUGUAAAUAUAUUUUAGAGGGUGUGUGCUCGCAAUUAACUAAACAUGUGCACGGCAGAUUUAAAAACAAUUACUUAUUAUAUUUGAUAGGGUGUGUGCUUACAUUUGUCUGUAAAGGUGCACGUCAGU